This is a messenger RNA of Cyprinus carpio (common carp), 1374 nucleotides long. Its product is annotated as lactate dehydrogenase Bb. Lineage: Eukaryota; Metazoa; Chordata; Actinopteri; Cypriniformes; Cyprinidae. Gene Ontology annotation, molecular function: L-lactate dehydrogenase (NAD+) activity. Gene Ontology annotation, cellular component: cytoplasm. Gene Ontology annotation, biological process: carboxylic acid metabolic process. The record is from RefSeq and is a predicted model, not a curated record.
UGGAGACAGAGUGCAUGUGGGACAGGACAUGUGUUUGUCCACAUCUCUGGAGGAGUGUCCUGUAAGUGACCUUGAUCUAAACACAGCAGCAGCAGCAGAUAAACUGAAGCAGGUUCUUCUGGUGCUUGUGUGAUUUACUGAAGAGCAUCUGUGUGUGCAGUGUUGAGUAUGGCGUCGGUUCUGCAGAAGCUCAUCACUCCUCUGUUCAGCGGGACGCUGGAGCCGCCGAGGAACAAAGUGACGGUGGUGGGUGUGGGACAGGUCGGCAUGGCCUGCGCCGUCAGCAUUCUGCUGCGGGAGCUGGCGGAUGAGCUGGCGCUGGUGGACGUCGUAGAGGACAAACUCAAGGGCGAGAUGAUGGACUUACAGCACGGGAGCCUCUUCCUAAAGACGCCCAAGAUCGUCUCGGGCAAAGAUUACUCGGUGACGGCUAACUCUCGAGUUGUGGUGGUGACGGCAGGCGUGCGUCAGCAGGAGGGUGAGAGCAGACUGAAUCUGGUGCAGAGAAACGCCAACAUCUUCAAACACAUCAUCCCGCAGAUCGUCAGAUACAGUCCCAACUGCAUCCUCAUCGUAGUGUCCAACCCAGUGGACAUUUUGACCUAUGUGACCUGGAAGCUGAGCGGCCUGCCCAAACACCGCGUCAUUGGCAGCGGGACCAACCUGGACUCGGCUCGCUUUCGGUACUUGAUGGCUGAGAGGGUGGGCAUCCAUCCCAGCAGCUUCAACGGAUGGAUUCUGGGAGAACACGGCGACUCUAGCGUUCCUGUUUGGAGUGGUGCAAAUGUGGCAGGAGUCAAUCUGCAGAAACUCAAUCCAGAUAUCGGCACAGACACGGACAAAGAGAACUGGAAAGAAACACACAAAAAGGUCGUGGACAGCGCCUACGAGGUGAUCCGACUGAAAGGCUACACGAACUGGGCCAUCGGUCUGAGUGUGGCCGACCUGACAGAGAGUCUCAUGAAGAACCUCAGCCGAGUCCAUCCCGUCUCCACCAUGGUGAAGGGUAUGUAUGGCAUCGGUGACGAGGUGUACCUGAGCCUGCCGUGUGUGUUGAACAGCGCUGGAGUGGGCAGCGUGGUCAACAUGACCCUGACCGCCGACGAGAUUUCACAGCUGAAGAAGAGCGCAGACAUGCUGUGGCACAUCCAGAAAGACCUGAAAGACCUGGAACGCUAACUCACAACCAACCACUAUGAAUGUGUGAUUACUGCGUAGACAGUUCACUGAUUUUUAUUGCUAUUAUUUUUAAUAUCCUAGAUCUAAAUUUAUGAAUGUACAGGAAAAGUUUACUCAUAAAAUGCAAUUUGCUGAAAAUGUACUUGCCCUCAGGCCAUCUCAGAUGUAGGUGAGUUUGUUUCUUCAUCAGAUUUG